UCAAGUGUUAAAUUAAAAUUUGUCAGUAAAAAUUUUGCAAAGAGAGGUUAAACACGAAUAGACAAUAAUUUUAUUAAUUUUAAAAGUAAUUGUUUAAAUUAUAAUGUAUGAAUCAAUUUAUUAAAAUUGGAUGUAUAGAGAAAUUCGUGUGUUUUCGUUUUUAUUGAAACGCCAAAAAUACUGUAUCCUUCGUGAUUUAUCGUUACAAGAAAGGUAGAAAUAAAAUAAAUUGGCACGGAAUUGUUCUCUACCUCAAGCAAUUUGUGUGAAGUAAUGCCAUGCAUUUUCUGUGUUAUUCCUAAAUUACAAGUGAUUUAGACAUAAAAAUAAGUAGGUACUUAAUAGUUAUAAUUCAUAAUGGAGGCGACAAAAAGAAGACGUCAGCCGGAACACCCACGAGCUAAAGCUAACCCUCUAUCAGCACUAACAUUUGGAUGGACCUUGCCAAUAUUUUGGGGUGGCUUACAAAAAGAAAUGGAAGAGGAGGAUUUGUUUGAGCCACUUGAAGAACACGCUUCAGGUCCAUUGGGCGACAAGUUUGCCCGUCUAUGGGAAGAGGAGGUUGCGCGCGCGGGCAGCAAACGCUCCCCGAGCCUCCUUCGAGUCAUCCUUAGAGCGUACGCCGCACGAUGCAUGCUCUAUGGAUUUGUUUUGUUUUUUAUGGAAUGCAUAAUUCGUAUAGCGCAACCGGUAUUCCUGGGGAAACUGGUGGAAUUCUACAGCCCCAACCAGAAAACAGUGAAGCCGAGCGAGGCGUACCUGUACGCGGGGGCGGUGGUCCUUUGCUCCGCGCUCAAUGUCUUCUUCGUGCAUCCGUACAUGAUGGCCAUUUUACACAUGGGAAUGAAGUUCAGGGUCGCUUGCUGCUCGCUUAUAUAUCGAAAGUCUCUGCGGCUAUCAAAGACAGCCCUGGGCGAGACCACGGUGGGGCAGGUUGUCAACCUCCUCUCGAACGACGUCAACCGCUUCGAUGUGGCGAUCAUCUUCUUGCACUACCUGUGGAUCGGCCCGUUGGCUACGGUCAUCGUCACGUACCUCAUGUGGCUGGAGAUCAGCUGGGCGGCCGUCGUGGGUGUGGGGUUCAUGUUGGCGUUUAUACCCUUACAAGCAUAUCUUGGCAAGCGAACGUCAGUGCUGCGGUUGAAGACGGCGCUGCGGACAGACGAGCGAGUUCGGCUGAUGAACGAGAUCCUGUCAGGCAUUCAGGUCAUCAAGAUGUACACCUGGGAGAAACCCUUCGCGGACCUGGUCGCUAAGGCGAGGAAGCAAGAAAUCAAGCAAAUUCGUGCCACUUCCUACAUUCGCGGUGUGCUGACAUCGUUCAUAAUGUUCACUACACGUAUAUGUCUGUUCUUCUCCAUCCUCGCCUUCGUGUUGGAGAACAAUGUGAUAAGCGCCAAACAAGUGUUCGUAGUCACCAGCUUCUAUAACAUCUUGAGGCAGACUAUGACAGUUUUCUUCCCACAAGGUAUAGCGCAAGUGGCCGAGGCGACAAUAUCAAUAAAACGCCUACAAAGCUUCAUGCUUUACGAGGACACCAGCAAGCCAGUGCCAGGUCUAGCAGAGAUACAGACGUCUACCAAAAAGGCAAAGGAAGCCAAAGAAGCAGCGAGACAGUCUGUUGCUUCGAAAGAAACGCCUGAUGCUGAAGCAACAAAACCUAUCCUGGAACCUGAAACUAUCUUGAAGACGGAGGAUAAUGCUAAAGGAAAUGGUAAAGCCAGUGCACCACUCGAGUCAGGGGAAGAAGAUGACGAGGAGUUGGCGACGAAAGUGGAGGAGGACGCUCGCGGAGUGCGGCUCAAACACGCCACAGCCAAGUGGAUCGUGUCGCACUCGGAGAACACGCUCACCGAUAUGUCACUCACUAUCAAACCUGGAAAAUUAAUAGCAGUAAUAGGACCAGUCGGCGCGGGCAAGUCAUCGCUACUGCACGUGCUGUUGAGGGAGCUGCCGCUGCAGUCGGGCAGCGUGCACAUCGGCGGCACCGUGUCGUACGCGAGCCAGGAGCCGUGGCUCUUUGCAGGAAGCGUCCGACAAAACAUCCUAUUCGGCCAACCGAUGGAUCGGCCGCGAUACAACGCGGUGGUGAGAAGAUGUGCUCUCGACCGCGACUUCACCCUGCUGCCGCACGGAGACAAGACUGUCGUCGGAGAGAGAGGAGUCAGUCUCAGUGGAGGUCAACGCGCACGCAUCUCGCUCGCGCGCGCGGUGUACAAACGCGCCGACAUCUACCUGCUGGACGACCCGCUGUCGGCCGUUGACGCGCACGUGGGCCGCCACCUGUUCGAGUCGUGCGUGGUGGGCUACCUGCGCAACACCACGCGCGUGCUCGUCACCCACCAGCUGCAGUUCUUGAGGGACGUCGAGCAGAUAAUCAUAUUAAAGAACGGCACAAUAGCCGCAGCGGGUGACUUUGAAACCCUCAGCGCGUCUGGUCUUGACUUCGCGACUUUGCUGGCGAGGGACGAGGCAGAAGAGGAGAAGCCGGCUACCGAGGACAAGGCAAAUUUGGACAACGAGGAGUCAGUACUCCAGGGGAGCUUUAGGAAAAGGCAGAUGAGUAUACACUCUGUGAGUUCAGUGGACAAUCUAACAGCAACAGCGCCCCCUGAAGGUGGUAGGGAGGAAGCGGAGAUGCGCUCGGCGGGCGCUGUGUCGGGCAAGGUGUACGGAGCAUAUCUGGGGGCGAGUGGUCACCCCCUCGUGGUAGCACUGAUGGUUAUGGUGGCUGUGCUGGCGCAGCUGCUGGGAUCUGGCUCAGAUUGGUGGACCAGCUUUUGGGUAAACGAGGAGGAAGACCUUCCCCGCUCGACAAUGCUGAACCUGGAUAAACAGAAUGUGUCAAAUACGCUGAUGUACUCGUCUAACUUGACGCAAGCUCUUCUAGAAAAUGCACAAUUCAAAUCUGGAUUGACUCGAUACCAGUGCAUCUACAUUUACACUGGUAUGGUGGUGGCGCUAGUAGUGGUGUCCCUGCUCCGUUCGUUCAUGUUCUUCUCGAUGGCGAUGCGCGCGUCGACCCGCCUGCACAACAACAUGUUCGCGUCCAUCACGCGCGCGCCCAUGCGCUUCUUCCACACCAACCCGUCCGGCAGGAUACUGAACCGGUUCUCCAAGGACAUGGGCGCUGUUGAUGAAGUGCUGCCCUCUGCCCUGCUGGAUGUGCUGCAGAUCGGACUAUCACUGAUCGGUAUCGUGGUGGUGGUGGCAAUGGUGAACUACUGGCUGCUGGUGCCGACGGUCGCCAUCGGGCUGGUGUUCUACGGGCUGCGCAUCUUCUACCUGGCGACCAGCCGCAGCAUCAAGCGCCUCGAGGGUGUGACACGUAGUCCCGUAUUCUCUCAUCUCAACGCGUCUCUGCAAGGAAUCACCACUAUACGAGCUUUCGGUGCUCAGGAGGCUCUCAUAAGGGAAUUCGAUAACCAUCAGGAUCUACACAGCUCUGCUUGGUACUUAUUCAUUGCGAGUUCCCGAGCUUUCGGGUUUUGGUUGGACCUGGUAUGCGUUAUCUACAUCGCCGUGGUAACGCUGAGUUUCCUCGUCUUCAAAAGCGAGGAAUACGGCGGCAACGUGGGUUUGGCCAUAACACAAGCGAUGGGAUUAACUGGCAUGUUCCAGUGGGGAAUGAGACAGUCCACUGAGUUAGAGAAUCAGAUGACGAGUGUUGAGAGAAUACAGGAGUAUUCGACCAUAGAAUCCGAACCUCCGUUGGAGUCGGAACCGAAGAAGAAACCGCCACCCUCGUGGCCCGAGACCGGCAAGCUGGCAUUCAACCACGUGUUCCUGUACUACGCGCCCGGCGAGCCGCCUGUGCUCAAGGACCUCACUCUGGAGAUACUGCCCAAGGAGAAGGUUGGCAUUGUGGGCAGAACUGGCGCUGGCAAAUCUUCACUUAUAAACGCACUGUUCAGAUUAGCAACAAUCGAGGGGGAGAUCAUAAUAGACGGUCGCGAGACGUCGACGCUGGGGCUGCACGAGCUGCGCAGCCAGAUCUCCAUCAUCCCGCAGGAGCCGGUGCUGUUCUCCGGCACCAUGCGCCACAACCUCGACCCCUUCGACGAGUACCCCGACCAGGUGCUGUGGAGAGCGCUUGAAGAGGUGGAGCUGAAGGAAGCGGUGAUGGAGCUUCCGGCGGGGCUGAGCUCCCGCAUGUCGGAGGGCGGCGGCAACUUCAGCGUGGGGCAGCGGCAGCUGGUGUGCCUGGCGCGCGCCAUCGUGCGCCGCAACCGCCUGCUGGUGCUGGACGAGGCCACCGCCAACGUCGACCCGCAAACUGAUGCCUUGAUCCAAACUACGAUAAGAAACAAAUUCGCCGACUGCACCGUCCUCACUAUAGCGCACAGACUACACACUGUCAUGGACUCCGAUAAGGUGUUGGUGAUGGACGCCGGUCAGAUGGUGGAGUUCGAGCACCCGCACAUCCUGCUGAAGAAGGAAGGUGGUAUACUGCGCGGCAUGGUGGACCAGACCGGCCGCGCCAUGGCGGAAACCUUGGCCAGAGUCGCCUUGCAGGCAUAUAACAAAAAGUACUCUCAAAAUGGAGAAGAAUCAGAGAAUACAGAUCUGUAAUACGUAUUUCGACAUUUCGAAUAUAGUGAUCUAACAUGGAAUCUGUGAGAUUAUUUCCUCAGACAAAGUAUGUUUUAUAUUUUACACAACUAGCUAAGUCCAUCCACAAACAAGAUUAACUUACAUUUAAUUAUGAUUUAAAAAGAAAAUAGAUCUAAUUGACUAGGAGUUACUUGUUAUUUAUUGUUGUUUCGUUUGAUAUAAAAUGUUACUAUUACUUUAUCUAUAAAAUCUCCUGAAUUAUGAUAAGGUAUUGGAUCUUUUAUUGUUAAGAAUAGUUUUAAUUUGUAACGAAACACGCGUAGAUAUGAUUUUUACAUGGACAUGGACAAGUGAUGAUAGUGUACUAGAAGGAUAUGGUGUGAUUGUUGUUAUUGAAAAUUACGUACGCUGGCACUUUUGGCAUUUGUUUAUUCAUAGACUAGAGACGAGAAAUUAUACACUGCCAUCUAUCUUAAAUUGAGGUCCUUUAGACAUUAUUUUUUAUUAUAAAUUACUUAUGUAUUAUGGAUAUUACCAGGUUUUUUCACCAAAUCCAUGUUCUUCAUCAAAGGAUGGUUUCCAUAUUUAUACAGAUAAUAAUCAUAAGAGGUUCCUUGUCUUGUCUAUUCUUCUUCAUUGUCUUUUAUCUAUGGUAAGAAAUUUUUAAAAACCUGUAUUACAUAAGACGCACACGUUGUGUUCUCACCUGAUUGCUGUAUCAAUCGGCUCGACAUUAACUUAGUGAUUAGCAUUUAUAUAGGACAAUAAUCGUGUAAUCGCUGAAACUAGAAAAGCUGAAGAAAACCAUUUUGUAAGGAGUCUCAAAAGUAUUAACAUAAAUAUUUUUUAUAUUCUAAUUAUUAAUUACAAGAACAUUGACUAAUAACAUUUGACAAUAAUUUUUUCUAACUAAUUAAUAAGCAGCGCUAAUGAAGUGUCUAAAAGUGCUACCGUACGGUGUUGCCAGCGUAGGUGACAAGUUAUUUUAAUUAGAUGUUUGUGCCGUUCCACACAAUUUGCUAUGAUUUUGAGGCUAUACCGCUCAAAAGUCCGAAAAAAAUGUUCCUAAAAAUUAACGAAUACAUAACAUGUUUGUAAGAGUCUAAAUGAAGGCUGAUUUGGCGUUAAUGAUUAUAUGUGAAUCUCGAACUAUAUUUAUAUUUCAAAAAUAAUAUGAAUAUAAUUAAUAAUUAUUAUACUAUCUAUUAAUCACAAAGUAUUUUUAACAAUAGACCAAAAUUGUUUUAAUAAUUUCGUAUUAAAACUGUUUAAAAUCGUUUAUCCUUGAUAUAGCACAAUGAAUGUUCCUAGAAAUAGCUGAUUUUUUGGGUUAGGGAACUUCCUUGUUUAACAAUCUAUCAGAGUAUGGAAUAAGAACUAAAUACAAUUUGUGGGACCAGUGAACUUUUCGAAUGAGACUUCUUAAAUGCAUUGCUUCUUGCUAGCGCCAAGUGAGCAUUCAUUUUAAAUCUUAAGGUGCUAGUACCAAGUACUUAAUUUUAAGUAGAAAAAUUCAAUUUUUGAUUUUAAUUGAUAAUACUUUCGAUUUAAACACUCAAUCAUAGUUAUUUUUACUUGUAUGAUAAUACUUAGUGUUAAAUGAAAUGUGAAAUUUUUUUGUGAUCUUAUUGGUUACCUAUUUAUGUAUGAAUUGAUUGUAAAUUUGAUAAGACUUUACAUUGAUGGUAAAGUGAUUGAAUAUUGAUGAUGCGGAGGCGUGGUAUAGUGAAUUUAAUGUACUUAGUGCCUGAAUGCUUAUUUAGUGAGAAUUUGUUACUUAUUACAAUAUUAAAUACAAUUUUUAUAUUUGCAA
Messenger RNA from Bicyclus anynana (squinting bush brown), 6367 nucleotides. Its product is annotated as ATP-binding cassette sub-family C member 4. Gene Ontology annotation, molecular function: chloride channel activity; ATP hydrolysis activity; ABC-type transporter activity. The record is from RefSeq and is a predicted model, not a curated record. The transcript is spliced from 27 exons. The coding region runs from base 358 to 4572 and encodes 1404 amino acids. Lineage: Eukaryota; Metazoa; Arthropoda; Insecta; Lepidoptera; Nymphalidae. Gene Ontology annotation, biological process: monoatomic ion transport; transmembrane transport. Gene Ontology annotation, cellular component: membrane.